ACUGCGGCCUACUGAGGCCUACUGCGGCCCGGCCGCGAUGCCGCGGAUGCUGCGCACGUACUCUCGGCGCGGCGGGUACCUCCGCGCGCUGCCGCAGCCCGAGCGCUGGAUCUCUCCCCCUCAGGACCGCAGGCAGCUCUUCAGCUCCUCCUCGGCCGCCUCCAGCGCUCUCUCCGCCAACAAUCUGUCCAGCGCCCCCUCCGCCCAUUCGGACGAUCCCGAUUUCUCUCCGCCGAAGUUACGCCGCUUGAAGCCGUUGGGUGAGCGCCCCGCCCGCCCCCGGUACCUGCGGAGCCGGCGCGGGGCGGAGAAGGAGAACCGUCCCCCGGCCGCGCUCAGCUCCCCGUCUCCCUCCCCGCUGCCGCGCUGCUCCCGCCGCCGCCUCCAGGGUUCGCCCUCCGGCUCCAGCCGCCCCCUGCUCUGCAGCACCCCGCACUGGGCGCCCCCCGGCGGCGCCGCCCGCCCGUCCCGCAGCCCGGUAGAGCCGCUCCCGGAGCUCAGCGGCAGCCUGGAGCGCGGCCCGGCGCUGUGCUGCAGCCGGGAGCUCUUCUCGUCUCACGACGCCUCGCUCUGCAGCGCCGCAGACUCGCCGGGAGCAUCGCGGGGCGGCCCGGAGCGGAUCACGCCGUCGCCGCGCACGGGGAGCGGGAGGGACGGGGAAACGGGAGCGGCCCGUGCGGAGACACCGGGAGAGAGCAAAGAGCCGGGACCGCGGUCACCGACGGCGCGGAGGGUUCUCAGGGCGUCCGUGCGUCGAGCCGCAGCCGCCGCUCACCUCGAUGAUGAACCGCGGCUGUCGAAAGAGCCCCGCGGGGAUGUGACGGGCGAUGACACAGCGGGGAGCCCGGGCCGUCACGGGGACGCGGCCGAGCGCCAGCUGAUGCCGGUGGUGGUUUUGGACCGAGGGGACGUGCCGCUGUGGCUGAGCGGCCGGAAGGCGGCGUCCCCUCCGGGCCGAGAAGGAACCACGAAGUACCAACAUAAAAGUACCAAAGUGAUUCCCGGGGAGGGCAGCACCUGCAGGAAAGCCUGCAUCAGCGGCUUCAGUGCCAGCCGCUGGGGGAGGCAACCGCGGCUCAAUCCCAUCAGGCGCAAAAAUAAGAGGCAGCAGCAGACGGGCACCUCUGUGCUCAGACCGCGAUUAAGACCAAGAGGAAGAAACAAGGGUGCUCAGAUGUCAGUAGGGACAGAGGACACCGACUGCUCGUCCCUCAAUAGCUCCCUCCGCUGGGGUAGAUUUCGAGCAUCUCUGUCCUUCCACAGGAAAAAGAAAGUGUUCUCAUAUGACAGUUCCUAUGCCAGCAUCCUUUGUAACCCCUUUGUGACUUCCCAGCUUUCAGGGCACCAAGCAACCCUGUCUUCUAGUAGGGCUGAGAGCUACUCCUUGUCUGCUUCCUCUGUGGCCCUGUUGGCUCCCAUGAAUUCCUCUUCAGUCCUGGAGGUCACGCUUACAGACGCAGAGAAAGUGUUUAAGGAAUGCCAGCAGGAGGGACCCAUUGCUUUUGAGGAUUGCAUUCCCUUAGAUAAGACGAAAAACUGCAAGAAAAUUGGAGAAGGGGUGUUUGGAGAGGUUUUCCAGAUCGACAGUGACAGAGGACCUGUGGCCUUAAAAAUAAUUCCCAUUGAAGGAACAGAAAAGGUGAACGAUGAAGCUCAAAAGAGCUUUGGAGAGAUUCUACCUGAAAUAAUCAUUUCAAAGGAACUCAGUCUUCUGUCUGAAGAGUCCACGAAUAGGACUGUAGGGUUCAUCAGCUUGUACUCCGUGCACUGUGUUCAAGGGGCUUAUCCUAAAUAUCUCCUAAAAGCCUGGGACACAUACAAAAAGGUAAUGGGAUCAGAAAAUGAUCGGCCAGACCUGUUUGGGGAAGAGCAGCUCUUCAUGGUUCUGGAGUUUGAAUUUGGAGGAAACGAUUUGGAGUACAUGAGAAAGAAACUGACUAGUGUGGCUUCAGCAAAAAGCAUUCUGCACCAGGUGACUGCUUCACUGGCUGUGGCAGAACAGGAACUGCACUUUGAGCACAGAGACUUGCACUGGGGGAACGUGCUGGUAAAGAAAACGGACAAAAAGGAGCUUAACUACGUGUUGAAUGGGACUACGUGCACGAUCCCCACAGCAGGGAUCCACGUCAACAUCAUCGAUUAUACCUUGUCUAGGCUGGAGAAAGAUGGGUUAACUGUCUUCUGUGACAUUUCCACUGAUGAAGAGCUGUUUGAAGGCACAGGGGACUACCAGUUUGAUAUCUACAGGCAAAUGAAAGCGGAGAACUCCAACAGCUGGACUGACUAUCAUCCACACAGCAACGUCCUCUGGCUGCACUACUUGUCAGAUAAACUUUUGAAAAAUGUGGUGUACAAGAAAAAGGAAUCGACUUCUGCCAUGAGAAAAAUAAAGCAGCAGCUCACAAAGUUUCAUAAAGAAGUACUGACUUUUGGGUCUGCCCGUGAAGUUUUACGCAACAGCAGCCUCUUCCAGUGAGUGAGGCAGUGCAGGGCUUCCAAGAACUGAUGCUGCCCUUCUCCUUUGCUGUUUUUUAUGUACGGUCUUUUGAAUGUUAGCAGAAUGAGGUGUUAACAUCAGUUAGCAGUGUGUACAGUAAACUAUCAAAUGUGUAAAAAAAAACACACACACAAAAGUCUUCUGCUCUGGUACAUUCCCAUAUAAACUGUCUUUGAGGGGUGAGGGGGGGAAAGGAAAUGGGCUCAACCUCAGGGAGGAGGGGGAGAUGCCUUCAGGCCCAGUUCACAUUUUGAGUUCCACUUAGGUUAUUAAAAGUUCUUUCCUCAUUCUGUUGGUUUUCUUUUUGACAGCUGUGACCCUGAAUGCUGACAGCAUCCCAAAGCUGUAACCUGAUGGCGGCAUUUAAGCCAUUUAUCUAGAGAAGAAUAUGCGCAGGGGGUUCUUUAGUCUUGAUGGCAGCUGGGUGAGACAAACCAAGUCUGAAGUCAUAUCAAAUUCUUUGUUUUCAAGAAGUCCUUGGCUAACAUUCACAUACAUUAUAGAGACUGGCCAGCAGAGGAUGAUAAAUCAAUCUAAGUGAACAUUCAAUUUAAUUAUUAUUGAAAAUUAGUCCCUCCAAUGAGCCAGGUGCAUUAAGGAAUGAGGAAGAAGAACCUCCCCAUCUUCUAGGCUUUUACUUUUGCUAUCUUAAGCUACAGAAAGCAACCUGACAAUCUGCACUGCUUGGAAUUAUGAAGGUGUAAAUCAUAUUGGAGUCCUACCAGGAAUCCUCUCCAUCCUUUUUCCUCUAAUUGAUUGAAUUAAUGGAACAUAAUUGAAUAUUUUUAAAACAUAGUCAGUAAGGCCUGCAGUGAACGUGUAUCUGACAUCAAGGACGCGUUCUUCAGUCAGAAUGGUACUAUUUGCCAUUUAGGCUUGAAAAGAAAAAAGGCAGAAUGGAUAAAACAACUAUUACCUGCCCAUAUUGGUCCUUUAUUUCAGAAUUGCCAGCAUGGGCUGUACAAGAAGGAUGGAAAGUGGCAGUUAAAGGGAGAGGAGCCAGCCUGCUGCCCUGCAGGGUGAUGUACAGCAGUGCUGGAGUUGCUGUUUGUUACAUGGUCUCUGAAAGCUUCCAUUGCCUUGAGAUGUUUCCCCACAAAGCAGCGUUGAUCUGUCGAUGUGUAACGCUGCUUUCAUUCACCAAAACUGGAAGCUUCGACUUUUAAGUUGAUGUAGAAAACUUUGCCUUCAGCUGUGCUUGGAGGGAGGCGCAGCUGCCACAGAUGAGUCUGCAUUUCCUCUUUAAAAUUUCUGUUUAAUAAAAUUCUGUGUAUGAA
Molecule: messenger RNA, 3774 nt
Organism: Coturnix japonica (Japanese quail)
Lineage: Eukaryota; Metazoa; Chordata; Aves; Galliformes; Phasianidae
Gene: HASPIN
Product: histone H3 associated protein kinase
Biological process (GO): protein phosphorylation; mitotic cell cycle; intracellular signal transduction
Cellular component (GO): cytoplasm; nucleus
Molecular function (GO): ATP binding; histone H3T3 kinase activity
Source: RefSeq, a predicted model, not a curated record